AUGGAUUCUGCCGGCGACGACGAUGACACGGAUAAGGGGAAGAACAGUGAAAUGAAACCAAUGGUAGCUUCAUCAGGAAAAAAGCGAAGUGCUCUCGCAAGUGUAGAUGAAGAGGACACGGGCAAAGGACUGGCCAGGACUCUCACGCUGACAAACAGUGUAACAAUGAUUGUCGGUUGUAUCAUUGGAUCGGGAAUAUUCGUGAGCCCAACAGGAGUUCAAGAAGCUGCUGGUUCUGUUGGUGCUUCCUUGAUUAUCUGGGUCUUGUGUGGAAUCUGGUGCGGUCUCGGUGCAUAUAUUUACGCUGAACUUGGAACCCUGAUCACUAAAUCGGGAGGCGAUUAUGCGUAUAUCAUGGAAGCGUUUGGCCCAUUUAUUGGUUUUCUAAGACUAUGGAUUGAAAGCAUGGUGGUCAGGUACAAGUUGUUUUCAAAAUCAUUAUCGUAA
This is a messenger RNA of Strongylus vulgaris, 447 nucleotides long. Lineage: Eukaryota; Metazoa; Nematoda; Chromadorea; Rhabditida; Strongylidae. The record is from the annotation of a GenBank genome assembly.